CUCGUCUCUGGAAGGGGAACUUCCCUGAGAGUAUUGCACAAUGAACUGGAGGCCAGCACUCGGCUUAGCCCUGCUGUGGGCAGCGUGGCUUGUGUGCAGCUCCGAGGAGAUGGGGAAGGCAGCAGAGAGAGGGAGCCGUGGAGCUAGGAAAGUGCCCCUGGCCUACAGGGCUCCAACCAGCCUCCUGAGAAGGGCUGGAGCAUCCCCGAGGAAUUCGAGCCCAAAUCCCCAGCACCCCCUCACCAAGAGGGAUUCUUUAGCAACUCCAAAGGCACCUGCCCAUCUCCUGCAAGGGGAUGCACGUUCCCAGGCCAGGGGCGUGGGCACCAGGAUGAGACGGAUACAGAGACUCACAGCUACAGCCAAAUACUCCAAGUCUGAGAUGAUUAAGGAUGAAGGGAUAUCCUCUGCCUCACAGUCACGAGCGCUGCGUUUCCCUUCAGGGUCAAGCUCCCCCAAUGUCUUGGCCAGUUUUGCUGGGAAAAACCGGGUGUGGGUCAUUUCUGCCCCCCACCCCUCAGAGGGCUACUACCGGCUCAUGAUGAGCCUGCUGAAAAAUGAUGUUUACUGUGAGCUGGCUGAGAGGCACAUCCAGCAGAUUGUGUUGUUCCAUGAAGAAGGAGAAGAAGGGGGAAAAGUCAGAAGGAUAACAAAUGAAGGAAAAAUCCUGGAGCAGCCGCUAGAUCCUGCCCUGAUCCCUAAGCUCAUGAGCUUUCUGAAGCUGGAGAAGGGGAAAUUUGGAAUGGUGCUGUUGAAGAAAACCCUGCAGGUGGAGGAGAGGUACCCUUACCCAGUCAGGCUGGAGGCCAUGUACGAAGUCAUUGACCAAAGCCCCAUCAGAAAAAUUGAGAAGAUGAGGCAGAAGGGCUUCAUCCAGACUUGCAAAGCAGCUGGGGUGGAGGGACAAGUGGUUGAGGAAGGCAAUAACGGGGGCAGCACCCAGCCUACCCCUGCCAGUGGACACGUCCAGGUCUCAGCAAGGAAGGAGGAGCCAAGGAAGAGCAAUAAUCUCCCAACAAGGGUCAAAACAGUGAGGAAACCAAUGACAACCACAGUGGCUACUCCUCUGCCUACAGUAAGGACCACCACCCUCCCUCCCACCACCCAGAGGACCUGGACCACAAAGCCACACUCCACCACAGAGCACCACAGGCUGCCAGGAGCCCCUGAUGCCACCACACCACGAGUCACAGCCUCUGAGGAUUUCUACCUUCCUGGGUGGAAGGCGAACCGCAGGGACCGGCAGAGAGGCCACCCGGAGAAACAGUCGGUGGCCGUGAGGAAACCAAGCAAAGCUGCACGUUAUGAUGGUUUCACAGAGGUCCCAACAGCUCCCCCCGUGCACUACACAAAGGCAAAUGUGGGUAGAUUUAAAGAUAACCGAACAGACAGGAAGGAUUAUAACCACAGGGACCUCAAUGUCACACCAGGGCAACACAAACCCACCAAGACUAAAUCGCCCAAAAAGAAAGCGCAAGAAAAGAUACUGAGCAAUGAAUAUGAAGAUAAAUAUGACCCAAGCAAGCCUGCUGGUUCCCAUUUAGAGGAGGAGUUUGCAGCAGGAAAUAUCCCCCCAAAGAAAGGAAAAGAGUCAAAGAAGCACGAGCGAAUGGAUAAGCCUGAGAAGAAGAAGAAGAAGGACAGAGCUGACAAGCUGCAGAAGCAGGCCAAGAAGGUCAAAGCUGAGAAAAAGAGCAAGCAGGACAAAGACCGUAGCAAGAAAAACAAGAAGGGGAGCAGGACUGAGAAUGAGGACUUCCCCAAACCCAACAAGAAACCUUUCCUGCAGCCUCCCAGGAGAUCAGUGAGCGACCUCCUGGAAUAUUUUGAAGGCAAAAGGCGGCUCAUUCUGAUCACAACCCCCAAGGUGGACAACACCAUGUACGUGCAGCAGCGAGACGAAUACCUGGAGAGUUUCUGCAAGAUGGCAACCAGGAAGAUCUCAGUCAUCACAAUUUUUGGCACCAUGAACAACAGCAGCAUGAAAAUUGACCACUUCCAGCUAGAUAAUGAAAAGCCCAUGAAAGUGAUAGAGGAUGAAGAUCUUGUGGACCAGCAGCUCAUCAGUGAGUUGAGGAAGGAGUAUGGCAUGACCUACAAUGACUUCUUCAUGGUGCUGACAGACACUGACAUGAAGGUCAAGCAAUACUAUGAAGUACCAAUAGCCAUGAAGUCUGUGUUUGACUUGAUUGACACCUUCCAGUCACGAAUUAAAGACAUGGAAAGGCAGAAAAAAGAGGGCAUUGUCUGCAAAGAAGAUAAGAAGCAAUCCCUGGAGAGCUUCUUAUCCAGGUUCCGUUGGAGGAGGCGACUGGUGGUGAUCUCUGCUCCCAGUGAUGAGGACUGGGCUUAUUCCCAGCAGCUUGCUGCUCUCAGUGGACAAGCCUGCAAUUUUGGUCUGCGCCAUAUAACUAUCCUCAAACUGCUAGGACUUGGAGAAGAUAUUGGAGGGGUCUUAGAGUUGUAUCCAAUCAAUGGAAGCUCCACUGUAGACCGAGAAGACAUCCCAGCUAAUCUGGUGAAAGAUAUAAGAAAUUAUUUCCAAAUCAGCCCAGAAUAUUUCUCCAUGCUUCUCGUUGGGAAAGAUGGCAACGUCAAGUCUUGGUACCCCUCUCCCAUGUGGUCCAUGGCCAUUGUCUAUGACCUGAUUGACUCCAUGCAGCUGCGGCGGCAGGAGAUGACCAUCCAGCAGUCCCUGGGCAUGCAGUGCCCAGAUGAUGAGUAUGGUGGGUAUGGUUACCACAGCUAUCACCAGGGCUACCAAGAAGGUUACCAAGAUGACUACCGUCACCACGGCACCUACCACCACGGAUAUCCCUACUGAGGAGAGGACUUUGGCCUCUGACUGCCCCCUGCCUGUCUUCUCAUAGCUAUCCAAGCAAUAGGUGGCCAGUUGCAGAAAGUCUUCCCAGGUCACCUAGAUAUCCAUGCCACCUUCUUCCACUGUUCCAUCAAGGGACUUUGGUCGUUGGCCUUCUCAAAACCACAGAAGCCUUUACAGGGAAGCAAUUCAAACCAGUAGUAUUGAAGCUUUAAACCAUAAAGACUCCUUUCUAUUUUCCAACCUUUAUAAACAAAGGGCAUAAGCAGGUGCUGUUUGUAUUAAAACCAAACAAAAAAAACUCCCCCCAAGCCCAGCCCAAGGACACUACUGUAGGGCAGGACACAAACUGUCCAAUAAAUACUGCAAUGUUCUUUUUAGUAUGUUUUUUUUUUUCUAAG
Molecule: messenger RNA, 3222 nt
Organism: Merops nubicus (carmine bee-eater)
Lineage: Eukaryota; Metazoa; Chordata; Aves; Coraciiformes; Meropidae
Gene: CCDC80
Product: coiled-coil domain containing 80
Exons: 9
Coding region: 41-2824 (927 amino acids)
Source: RefSeq, a predicted model, not a curated record